AUGGAGAGUGUUGCCUUCCACAGAAACUCUUCAUCAUCUAACAGCUCAGCCUACACGGAGCUCUUGUCUCGGACUGGUUACACAAUACUGGCCAUUAUCAUGGGUGUGUUCUCUGUAGGAGGGAUCAUACUCAAUGUCUUGGUAAUUGUGGUGACAGUGAGACACAGACAAUUGAGGCAGCCACUCAGCUAUGCCCUGGUUAACCUGGCUGUUUGUGACCUGGGCUGCGCUGUGUUUGGAGGCCUGCCCACCACAGUAACCAGUGCCAUGGGAUACUUCAGCCUGGGACGUGUGGGCUGUGUGUUAGAAGCCUUUGCUGUUUCCUUCUUUGGUAUAGCAAGUCUGUGUACAGUAGCAGUCAUUUCUGUUGAACGCUACAUUGUGGUGUGUUAUCCCAUGGGUGCAGUCCUGUUCCAGACCAGGCAUGCCGUUGGUGGAGUGGUCCUGUCCUGGGUGUGGUCGUUUGUGUGGAGCACUCCACCUCUGUUUGGGUGGGGAACGUUUGAGUUGGAGGGUGUCCAAACCUCCUGUGCUCCUAACUGGUAUAGCCGUGAUAUUGGGGACAUGUCCUACAUGAUCAUGUUCUUUGUCCUUUGUUUUGCUGUGCCCUUUUCCAUCAUCAUGGUGUCCUACUCACGACUUUUAUGGACCCUCCACCAGGUGACCAAGCUGCAGGUGUCCGAAACAGGAAGCACAAAUCGUGUAGAGGUGCAGGUGGCACGCAUGAUAGUGGUGAUGGUGUUGGCCUUCCUAGUCACCUGGCUGCCAUAUGCCUCAAUGGCUGUCGCUGUCAUCAUGGACUCCAGUCUAUAUGUUGACCCUGUCAUUGCGACCAUACCUGUAUACUUUGCAAAAAGCAGCACUGUCUACAACCCUAUCAUUUAUAUUUUCAUGAACAGACAGUUUCGAGGCUACACUGUUGCUGCUGUUCUGUGUGGAUGGAACCCAUGGUCCUCAGAGCCACAAACAUCUGAGAAUGAGACCACUGUUACAUCUGUCAGCAAGACCCCCCAAAAAAUUGUGCCUGAAAAAUCUUUAGAAUAG
Messenger RNA from Archocentrus centrarchus (flier cichlid), 1044 nucleotides. Its product is annotated as parapinopsin-like. Bases 1 to 1044 code for a protein of 347 amino acids. Gene Ontology annotation, cellular component: membrane. Gene Ontology annotation, biological process: visual perception; G protein-coupled receptor signaling pathway. Gene Ontology annotation, molecular function: G protein-coupled receptor activity. NCBI's taxonomy places the organism in Eukaryota, Metazoa, Chordata, Actinopteri, Cichliformes, Cichlidae. The transcript is spliced from 5 exons. The record is from RefSeq and is a predicted model, not a curated record.